Molecule: messenger RNA, 1341 nt
Organism: Linum tenue
Lineage: Eukaryota; Viridiplantae; Streptophyta; Magnoliopsida; Malpighiales; Linaceae
Source: the annotation of a GenBank genome assembly
CCAUCCCUACAAUCAACUAAACAAUGGUUUGGGGGAAAGAUAAAAUCUCGGAGAGGCAGGAGAUGGGAGAACCUCCUUCGCCCAAAAAACAAAAGACGGAAGAUCGACCUGAUCAUCAUGACGAGCAGGUGGAGGUUGGUGCGGCAGAUCCGCCGCCAUCGUCAUCUUUUUCUUCUAGUGUGAGUCCGGCGCCGGUGGUAUCUCCGGAGAGGAACCUGCUGGAUUCAGGAGCACCUGAUCAAGAGGUGGCUGUGGGAGAUGAGUCGUUCGAGGAACCGUCUAGUCCUAUGUCCUGGUUGGGACUAGAUCCUGAGAGCCCAUGGCACGAGAUAGUUAUGAAGUCGAUGAAUACUGAUUUUGGUUCUUCUUCGGAAGACGAGGACGGAGAUCUAAAGCCCGAGGAGGAAGAAAGGAUGAAAAGGGACACUCUAGGCCUUGCUGAUAUAGCUAUAGAAUACUACAACAAGACGGAAUGCGUGAGUUAUGUGUUUGACAAGCCCUUUCUUUGCCGUUGCAUUCUCUUUGAGCUUGUGAUGGUUUUCCAUUUCAACUUCACCGCCAAGGAAGGGAACAACCCUUCCAGUCCGUUGUUUUUUGCUGAGGCCAUCAGAUUCUACGGGGGAGAUUUCAACAUUCUCAAAUGUGUCAAGUUGGAUACUUCUACUGGAGACAGUAAUGGUGUCCGCAAUGGUUGCAUCUAUUGCCGUAAAGAAAUUAAACAUCCUCCUGUGGGAAUAUGCGAGUUUGGUGUGAACGAGAUUGAUGAUUACAAAAACUUAGAAAGACAAAUGAAAGCAAACACCAGUCCAUGACCAAGGAAGAAGCUGACUGACUGCCACCAUUACCUCUCCUUCCCAUACCCCAGAUGCCGACCGACCUGCUCAACUAGAUCCCUAAUGUUGAUACCACAUACAUGGCCUUCAUCUUUGAUGUCUCGGACUCUCGGGGGCAACGUAUUUGUGACUGCCAAGGGAUGAUAUUGAUCUGGCUUCGGUUGCAGUGGCAGUGGCAGCAUUUCAAAGCACCAUUGUCCUCUUUUCGUAACUUGAAUAUAUAAGUAUCUAAUAAAAGAAUUAUUUAAUAAAAAAUAAUUAUUUAAUAAAAAAUAAUUAUAUCUAAAUAAUUCAUUCAUAAAUUAAAAAUAACCGAUUAUACUAUCAAAACUAGUGGGAUUGCCGUUGUCGCUAGACAAUUUCAGGGUUGUUGGGGAAAGAUCGAAUAGGCAUAAGGAGAAAAGAGACCCGAUUAGUUCUUUAUUGCAAUUGGAAUUUCGUUUAUUGUAUAAUAAAUUAAUUUUAUGUCAAGUUUGGACAAGUAAUGAGUUGUGUUUUAGUGACAAAG